Molecule: messenger RNA, 3649 nt
Organism: Castor canadensis (American beaver)
Lineage: Eukaryota; Metazoa; Chordata; Mammalia; Rodentia; Castoridae
Source: RefSeq, a predicted model, not a curated record
UGAGACAUACAGUUCACAUACCAAAAAAGUUUAUCCUUUUCAACGUGUGAUUCAGUGGUCUUAGUAUCACCAGGAUGUAGACCAUCCCUGGUGUCUAAUUCCAGAACCUUCCAACAAGAUGAAACUCUGCAUCCAUUGCACUUCCCCAGCUGCUGGCAAACAUGUCUGCUUUCUGUUACUUGAGAAUUUGCCUGUCCUAAGUACUUCAUGGAAGACCAGACCAUCUGUCAUUCAAGGUACAGUUGAAGUCCUAACCUCUUUAAUGCAAGAGCUACAGAACAGUGGAAAGACUGAUUCAGACCUUUGGAAAACCUGUGAGGCCAGGUGGUUACAGUUGUUUAAUUUGGUGGAGAAACAAUGCCAGCAACAGAUAGUUGUCCAGCAGGAACAGUUCCACAAUCAAAUUCAACGUAUACAGGAAGAGAUCAAAAAUUUAGUCAAACUGCAGAUCAGUAAUGCUUCCUGGGCUUCCUGUGAUACAGGUUCCUCAAGCAAACAGUUAUCCUCGGAAAGCCAAAUGGGCUUUUUUUCUGAAAAUAGUGAGAGAAAUGAAUCUGUCAUUAGUUAUCCUGAGCCUAAGGAACUUGAAAUGCAGCAGGAAAUGCCCACAUCACAAGCAGACUGCAAUGUGGAUAGUAGCUCAGUGAGCAGUGGUUACGGCACCUUCUGCGUCUCGGAAUUAAAAACCUACAAAUCGCAAGACCGCGCAGGACUCAUGGAGCGCACGGGUGUUUCUCAGGGGCAUCACCUGGCAGCUGUGGUGCAGACAAACCCCCCAGCAGAUGGGGCAGGAAAUAGGGGUUUUUACGCGCAGACCCCUGAAGAGUUUUGUGCAACUUUAAAGGAAGACAUUUCCACUUUGCCUGGUGAAUUUGAAUGUAAUUUUCUUGGUGAAAAUAAGAUUUCUGAAGUAUACAGUGGAAAAACAAAGAAUAGUAAGUCUGUAACGUCAUGGGCACAAAAGCUGAAGCAGAACCAGCCCAGGAGAGUCCAUGGAGAAGAUGGAUGUUCAAGACUGAAGCAAGGGAGCGAGCAGAGCCAGAACCCUGCAGGAGAGAAAGUAGGUGAUGAGUCUGAUUUUGCUACUACUUCACAUCCUCGUGCUUUUUACCUCAGUAAACCAGAUGGAAGUUCAAAUUCUUGGAUGUCUGAUUCAGGAACAGGACUGACUUACUGGAAACUGGAGGAGAAGGACAUGUAUCACUCUUUGCCUGAAGCUUUGGAGAACACUUUUGUGCAGUCCUCCCCUGCAGAGAGGCCACCAAGCCAGUCUAAAACUAGUAAUGAGAUGAAGCUACCAUCCCUGAAGGAUAUUUAUAAAAAACAAAGGGAAAACAAGCAGUUACCUGAGAGGCAUCUCACUUCUGCUUCCAAUCCAAAUCAUCCAUCAGAGGUACUGACUUUAGAUCCGACAAUGCACAUGAAGCCAAACCAACAGAUUUCAGGGAUUCAACCACAUGGCUUUUUGAAUGUUCUUGAUGAGAGAGUAUCCUUUUCACCAGACUCUGUUCUAGAACCAAGUAUGUCUAGUCACUCUGACAUCGACUCAUUUUCACAAGCAAGUAAUAACGCUUUUCAGUUAUCCAGUUUUCCAAAAUAUCCUUCAAAUAUGAAAGCUUCACCGAUGGACUCUUGGAAAAGUCACGUGUUCCAAAGUGAAAGUAGGAGUUCUACAUUUCCGUCAGUGUAUACUGUUACUAGCAAUGACAUCUCCGUCAACACCGUAGAUGAAGAAAACACUGUCAUGGUAGCUUCAACCUCAGUCAGUCAGUCCCAGCUUCCAGGUACAGCCAACAGUGUCCCAGAAUGCAUUACAUUGACUUCCCUGGAAGAUCCUGUGAUGUUGUCUAAGAUCAGGCAGAACCUGAAGGAAAAGCAUGCUCGACACAUCGCUGAUCUUCGAGCUUAUUAUGAAUCAGAAAUAAAUAGUUUGAAGCAGAAACUGGAGGCAAAAGAAAUUUCUGCAGUUGAAGAAUGGAAGAAGAGCAAUCAGGUUCUUGUAGACAGAUGUGGCCAAUUAGAUAGUGCAUUGAAUGAAGCUAACAAUCUUGUGAGGACACUUGAAAAUAAGAAUAACUUACUGGAAAUAGAAGUGAAUGAUUUGAGAGAACGCUUCAGUGCAGCCAGUAGUGCUUCCAAAAUUUUGCAGGAACGAAUAGAGGAAAUGAGAACAAGCAAUAAGGAAAAAGACAAUACCAUCAUUCGACUAAAAUCUCGACUGCAGGAUUUAGAAGAAGCAUUUGAGAAUGCUUACAAAUUGUCAGAUGAUAAAGAAGCUAGACUAAAACAGGAAAACAAGAUGUUUCAAGAUCUCUUAGAAGAGUAUGAGUCCCUUGGAAAAGAACACAGCCGAGUAAAGGAUACAUUAAACACAACUGAGAACAAAUUGCUUGAUGCACACACACAGAUUUCUGACUUGAAAAGAGUGAUUUCAAAACUUGAAGCUCAAGUGAAGCAAGUGGAGCAUGAAAAUAUGCUAAGUGUUCGUCACAAUUCUAAGACUCCCAUGAGACCCUCACGUGCCAACACGCUAGCAACCUCAGAUGUCAGCAGGCGGAAGUGGCUGAUACCAGGUGCAGAGUAUUCCAUCUUUACUGGCCAGCCUCUGGACAUCCAGGACAAGAAGGUGAAUAACCAGCUGGAGGAAACCCAUGUUCCUGGGUACCAUUCUCCUCCAGAAAAGGAUUCUUCACCUGGAAAUACACCAACAAGCCUAUUGAUUAAAGGACAGAGAGAGAUUCCAGACACACCAAUCAUGAAAGCUUUAAAAGAACUUGAUGAAGAAAGAAUAUUUAAAAACUGGGGGACACAGACAGAGAAAGAAGACACCUCAAGUAAAUUAGUGAAUCCUCAGCAAACUGAAUCUUCCGUCAAUGCAAGUCGUUCCCCAGAGAAAUGUGCCCAACAGAGACAAAAGAGACAGAAUUCUGCCUCACAGAGAUCAUCAUCUUUACCACCUUCAAAUCGUAAAUCCAGUACUCCAACAAAAAGGGAGAUUAUGUUAACACCAGUGACUGUGGCUUAUAGUCCAAAGCGAUCCCCUAAAGAAAAUUUGUCCCCAGGAUUUAGUCAUCUACUUAGCAAAAAUGAAAGCAAUCCAAUUCGAUUUGAUAUACUUUUGGAUGAUUUAGAUACUGUUCCUGUGUCUACAUUACAACGAGCCAAUCCAAGAAAGCAGCUCCAGUUUCUUCCUCUAGAUGACUCAGAAGAAAAAAAAUAUUCAGAAAAAGCCAACGAUGACCAUGUUAAUCAUAACUCUUGCUCAGAACCCUUGCCAAAUGGAGUGAAGAAAGUGUCUGUGAGACCAGCCUGGGAGAAGAAUAAAUCAGUUAGCUAUGAACAGUGUAAGCCUGUUUCAGUAACACCACAGGGUAAUGAUUUUGAAUAUACAGCAAAAAUUAGGACCCUAGCUGAAACGGAACGAUUUUUUGAUGAACUUACAAAAGAAAAGGACCAGAUUGAGGCAGCACUAAGCCGAAUGCCUUCUCCUGGAGGAAGAAUCACAUUACAGACACGAUUAAACCAGGAAGCCUUGGAAGAUCGUUUGGAAAAGAUUAACCGAGAGCUGGGCUCCGUCCGCAUGACGCUGAAGAAGUUCCAUGUUUUGCGCACCUCUGCAAAUCUUUGAGAUUUGUAGCCAUUAAAUUUG